Equus quagga is the source of this 958-nucleotide messenger RNA. RefSeq names its product alkaline ceramidase 1 (gene ACER1). Gene Ontology annotation, cellular component: membrane. Gene Ontology annotation, molecular function: hydrolase activity, acting on carbon-nitrogen (but not peptide) bonds, in linear amides. Lineage: Eukaryota; Metazoa; Chordata; Mammalia; Perissodactyla; Equidae. The record is from RefSeq and is a predicted model, not a curated record. The transcript is spliced from 6 exons. Gene Ontology annotation, biological process: ceramide metabolic process. The coding region runs from base 116 to 910 and encodes 264 amino acids.
GCAGGUUUUUCCUCCCGGAGCUGUCCUCUCCCCGCCUCGCCUGGGCCUGGCCCUCCUCGGCUGGCAUGCUCCCCUGUGCCAGACGCAGCCAGCGGGCGGUGGACGCUGCAUCAGGAUGCCCAGCAUCUUCGCCUAUCAGAGCUCCGAGGUGGACUGGUGCGAGAGCAACUUCCAGCACUCGGAGCUGGUGGCUGAGUUCUACAACACGUUCAGCAACAUCCCCUUCUUCAUCUUUGGGCCUCUCAUGAUGUAUCUGAUGCACCCCUAUGCGCAGAAACGCUCCUGCAGCAUUUACGUCUUCUGUAUCCUCUUCAUGGUCAUAGGCCUGUUCUCCAUGUACUUCCACAUGACCCUCAGCUUCCUGGGCCAGCUGCUGGACGAGAUCUCCAUCUUGUGGCUGCUGGCCAGUGGCUACAGCAUCUGGCUGCCCCGUUGCUACUUUCCCGCCUUCCUCAGGGAAAACAGGUCCCAGUUCACCCGCCUGGUCUUCAUCACCACCGUGGUCAGUACCUUCCUGUCCUUCCUGAGGCCCACGAUCAAUGCGUACGUCCUCAACGUCAUUGCCCUGCACAUCGUCUACAUUGCGUUCCAGGAGUACAGGAAGACCAGCAAUAAGGAGUUUUGUCAUGUCAUCGAGGUCUCCAUUCUGUUAUGGGCUUCUGCUUUUACCAGCUGGGUCAGCGACCGCGUCUUCUGCAGUUUCUGGCAGCGGAUUCACUUUUUCUACCUGCACAGCAUCUGGCACCUGCUCAUUAGUGUCACAUUCCCAUAUGGCAUGGUCACUAUGGCCUUGCUGGACGCCAGGUACGAGUUGCCAGACAAAACCCUCAAAGUCCACUAUUGGCCUUGGGACACUUGGCCAGUGGGGCUGCCUUAUGUGGAAAUCAGUAGUGACAACAAGAAAUGCUGAGCUCUGGGGGCUGGCCCCGUGGCCGAGUGGUUAAGUUUGCGCGCUCCG